UCCCCCGGGCCGGGGGGAGGCGAUGGGGCUUGAGAGAGCGGCCGUGGCGGGGCUGGGCGGCCGCCUGAGCGCAAACCGGGAGCCGGGGAGGGAGCAAACGGGGACAGAAAGCGAAAACGUCGGGUGGAGCGGUCGGACUGUGAGACCCAGGCAGGUGGUCACUGCAGAGAUGUCCAGCAAGCCACAGAUCCGUCCUGCUGAAAAUGGAGAGCAUUGCAGGAGUAAAAUGGAGAAUGGAAUGGACAGUGUGGCUCCCCCCACCCUCAGUACCUACACACCCGAAGAGAUGGUACAGCAGAUGAAAGAGCUGAUCACUGAAAACAACGAGUUAAAAGAAGCGAUGAAGUUGCACAACCAAGCAAUGAAGGACCGCUACGAGGAGCUCUCCAUCUGGCGGGAGAAGCAAAAGGAAGAACGAGAGUUUUACGAGACCAAGUUUAAAGAAGCCAAGCAGUGCUUGCUUGCCAAGUGCGUUGAGAAUGAGCAGCUGCAGCAACAACUUCAGAGCUUAAAGGAAAGAGAAGAAGGAGCUGAAAUGGAGGGCUGUGCAGCUCCCGAGAAGGAAGCGAGGCAGCUCAAGUCCAAGGUGCAGCGGCUGCAGGCUGAGAAGGCAGAUCUGUUAGCCAUCAUUUCAGAACUGCAGGUCAAGCUGAACAUCGCCUCAGCAGAAGACUCCUUUGUGGAGAUUGGGAUGAAUGAAGAAGUAAAUAGAACUGCAAAAGAAAAUCAAGAUAAUAGCAGUGAAGUGGCCACUAACAUCGCUGUCUACAUCAGGAGCAAAUCUGCAGAUGAGUCCAAGAAUUUGGAAUCUGAGGAGCUGACUGUGAGCCAGUUACUUUGCUGCCUUAGAAAUGAAACUGAGAGGAGGGAAAAACUUGAGAAGGAGCUGCUGGAUCACAAAGAAAGACUUUCAAAGAUGGAGAAUGAAACAAGCAAUUGCCUGGAGAGUGGGACGCAAACUAACCAGGAAGAAGAGAGUUCAGAGACUAUUGGCAGUGAAGUAGAAAGUCUGAAGAAGCAAGUUUGUGCCCUCUUUAAAGAGCUCCAAGAGGCCCACGAGAAGUUAAAAGAAGCAGAACUAAUUCAGAAGAAACUUCAAGAAAAGUGCCAAGCAUUGGAAAGAGUAAACUCAGCUGCUGCAAUGGAAUUGGAGGAGAAGCAGCAGCUCAUAUACACCAUCAAGAAGCUGGAGCUUCAGGUGGAGAGCGUGCAGGCAGAGGUCAAGCUAGAACAAGCCAAGACACAGGACGAAAAGACAAGAUACAGUAGCUUGCAGGACGCUUACAACAAACUCCUUCCUGAACUCACUGAAGCAAUGAAAACAAUCAGUGAGAUGAAAGUCAAAGAGCUUGACAGGGUGGAUAAAGUUGUGGUGGAAGAACUGAAUGCAAAGGUGUUGCUGGCAGAACAAGCUCUUGCUGCAAAGCAGCUCCAGAUGGAUGAAAUGAAGCAGCUAAUUGCUAAGCAAGAGGAGGACCUUGAAACCAUGGCUGUGCUCCGUGCUCAGAUGGAGGUUUAUUGUUCUGAUUUCCAUGCCGAGAGGGCAGCAAGAGAGAAGAUCCAUGAGGAGAAGGAGCAGCUGGCUGUCCAGUUGGCAUACCUGCUAAAAGAGCAGCAAAACCUUGAAGAUCUUGGCCGAAGCUCUUUGGCGGAGAUGCAGAAUCGCCAUGGAGCCAGGGCACCAGACCGGGAGCACUCGCCUCGCCUUGUCCAGAGAGGAACUGGUAGUCAAGAAUGGCCAGAGCAGCGGAAUAUCUCAAUAUACUCCUGUCCAAAAUGUGAAGAAAUUCUGCCCGAUUUGGACACGCUGCAGAUUCAUGUUAUGGACUGCAUUAAUUGAAUAACGCCCUCUUGUUCUUCAUGUACUGGAAUUUCACCUGCUGAACAUAAUUUUUUUUUCUUUCUGCUAGAGUAAGUUCAUUCUACAUCCAGCAAAGGAGAUUUUCAAGGUUUUUCUCAUUUAUUCAAUGGAAAAACAGAAAAUCUCUUACCCUACCCUGUACUCACUGAACUUGUUUUAACAAGAGUUAGGAAAUGAAUUCUUACAGGUUAACAACAUGGACGCAUUAAGAAACUCCCUGUGUGUCUGCUGCAAUGAAAUCUUGAAGGAACAUUCCCCUGAUGUGCUCUGCUCUUACAGCUACCCUGGGCUGGGCUGAAUUGCUGGGCUGAAUUGCUGCAGUAAAAAAGGAGAUGAGAGAUAUGCCCAUCAGUUCAACUACCGUAAGCCUGUAAAUACUUCAUCUCUCAUAUACUAUUAAUCAGGAAACUAAUAUGUUCAACAGCUGUUUGAGAAGCUUCCAAUAAAAUGGAGUGUUUCGUAUUCAUUGAGCAUUUAAAAUGAAGCCACCUCUUUCUCCAGAUGGCAGUUUAGUUGCUGUCCUUGUGACCAUACUAAUCUGAUGUUAUAUUUUUGAUGGCUUACAUAACUUCUUGCUUUAGUUGGACGUAGGUAAGGUUUAAGACAGAUCACUGAGGUCUGGUAUAUGUAGCUCCUGGUGUACCCAAGUCACUGGGUUUUAUAAAACUGUUUAUUUUUAAGGUGUUGCCUUGAUUCUUCUUUAUUGUAAUAAAUUUAUUUGAACCUGUACAGUAUUGUGUUAGAGAAAGUUGAAAUGGAUGUAACCUAAUUUAAAGAGAGGAGUAUAAUGGAUUUUCAAAUCUCAAAAUAAAUCUAUUGCAAGUAUAAAAUUA
Lagopus leucura (white-tailed ptarmigan) is the source of this 2694-nucleotide messenger RNA. RefSeq names its product optineurin (gene OPTN). Gene Ontology annotation, biological process: protein localization to Golgi apparatus; Golgi ribbon formation; regulation of canonical NF-kappaB signal transduction. The record is from RefSeq and is a predicted model, not a curated record. Gene Ontology annotation, molecular function: K63-linked polyubiquitin modification-dependent protein binding. Bases 23 to 1840 code for a protein of 605 amino acids. Gene Ontology annotation, cellular component: Golgi apparatus; cytoplasm; nucleus. NCBI's taxonomy places the organism in Eukaryota, Metazoa, Chordata, Aves, Galliformes, Phasianidae. The transcript has 14 exons.